AUGGUCGAAUUUAACCCCAUCCUAAAAAAGGCGUACUGGUUGCUAGCAGCUAGUGGCCUUAUCUAUGUGAGCAUCGUCUGCUCCCUGACCUUUGCGGAGGUCCAGAGAUUUGCGGUCUAUCUAAACAAACUCAAUCCCACCCUAUGGGAGGACGUCAAUUUGGUGGAAUCGUUCGGGUUCUUGAGGACGCAAGUUCAGCCAUUCAACCUAGUCACGCCAGAUAAUGAAACUAUCUAUGGCUGGCACCUUCUUCCUUUGCACAUGUGUAAUGAGCAUGCAGCCGAGCUAGAUGUGAACAAACCCGCAGGCCCUGUGGACGACUAUACUUUAACUCCUGCCUUCAAGCUUCUGGCCAACGAUCCGAAUGCUCGGGUGGUUGUGAGCUUCCACGGUAACGCUGGCCAUUUAGGAUCCGCCCAACGGCCGGAGACAUACCGUAUGCUUCUUGGCCUAUCAAGUUCUACCCACCCAAUACACGUCUUCUCCAUCGACUACCGAGGAUUCGGGCUUUCCACCGGAGCACCCACCGAAGAGGGCCUCAUUACUGACGGAGUCGCCCUACUAAACUUCCUCACGUCUAGCCCGCUGAACAUUUCGCCUUCCAGAAUUACAAUUGUCGGCCAAAGCCUCGGAACGGCAGUUAGUGCUGCAGUGGCAGAGCGUUUCUUGCUUGGCUCCUCCAAUCCAAAUGCCGUCCAACCCACCAUCAAGGACCCGGAGCCCUUCGCCGGUGUCGUCCUCAUAGCGUCCUUUAGCAACGUACCUAACCUUAUCGAGUCGUACAGUGUCAAAGGAAUAACUCCUCCUAUACUUUCCCCGCUACGCGGCUACCCCCGAUUUCAAAAUUGGGCGAGGAGCCACAUCGUAGAUCGCUGGGAUACUGCUGCAAGAGUCGCAAGAUUAACCGGCGCUGACGGAAGUAUGGCUAAGUCUAAUCCGACGUAUGCAGAUAAUGGCCUAAAGCUAGUUAUCUUGCACGCUCAAAAUGAUGUCGAAAUUCCCUGGUACGAGGGUGUUCGUGUCUUCGAGGCCGCGACAAACCUUUCUCUCCCUCUAGAGUCCUACAUCCGGUCUCCUUUAUUGGAAAAGAACCCUGAUAAACCUGCGCUGGUUAAGGAAGUCUUGUGGAAGAAAGUUCACUACGGAGGCCAUAACCGUGUGGCCACAUUUUCUGAAGCCGCCUUUGAAGUGCUGAGGACAUUUCACCGAUAA
This is a messenger RNA of Aspergillus versicolor CBS 583.65, 1212 nucleotides long. Its product is annotated as alpha/beta hydrolase. Bases 1 to 1212 code for a protein of 403 amino acids. The transcript has 5 exons. Lineage: Eukaryota; Fungi; Ascomycota; Eurotiomycetes; Eurotiales; Aspergillaceae. The record is from RefSeq and is a predicted model, not a curated record.